Molecule: messenger RNA, 2087 nt
Organism: Chlamydomonas reinhardtii
Lineage: Eukaryota; Viridiplantae; Chlorophyta; Chlorophyceae; Chlamydomonadales; Chlamydomonadaceae
Exons: 4
Coding region: 122-757 (211 amino acids)
Source: RefSeq, a predicted model, not a curated record
GUCCUCGCACCUUCACAAGUUACUCUCUGCACAGUCAAAAGGAGCAAACCCCACGAAGUCGUCACCUAGUUUGCGAAUUGCCGACACGGACUUGCUGAGUCGCUGACCGCGUCGUAGCAGCAUGAGCUGGCUGUGGACGUUCGGGCGCGUACCCGAGCUCGACUCGACGGGCAUUAACGCAGUGAGCCAGCGGAUACAGGCGAUGUCGGAGAAGGAGCGCGUGCAGCCUGACGCCCCCCGCAUCAUCGACGUGCGAACCCGCGGCGAGUACGAGGCUGGCCACAUUGCCGGCGCCGUACACGCCUCCUUCCUGCCGCCCUGGUCCUGGCCCUCCAAUGUGGCCCCAGUGCUGGCGGGCGGCGUGGACAAGGGCACGCCGCUGUUUGUGAUCUGCCUGUCUGCGCACCGCUCCAUUGGCGCGCUCAAGUGGCUGCGCGACCAGGGCUACACCAACGUGCAGCAGCUCAAGGGUGGCAUGCAGGCAUGGCGGGCAGCCAAAAUGCCUGAGGUCACUAAGACCAUGGCGGCAUCCGGUGACGGCAGCAGCACAGCAGCUGGUGCCAGUAGUGCCAGCCGUGACAGCAACAGAAAGCAGGAUGGGGGGGCAGGCGGAGCAGGUGGUGAUGCCAUGUCUGGUGGCUGCUGCCAGGCACAGACACAGCAGGCGGCAGGAGGUUCUUGCGCGGGUGCAGGUGUCAUGAGUGAGGGGCCAGGUCCGACGUCGGCAGCUGGAGGUGGCACAUGCUGCCAGAAGUAGUGCUGUGGUAUUGGAGGUGGGGGCUGCCACUGAGGACCAUACCCAAGCAAACAGGUGCAUUUGUGUCAGGUGAAGGUGUAUCAUAAGCUUUACCAACCAAAGUGCAUGUGGUACACAUAUGGGCAUUUGACAGGUGUUAAUUUGUCUACAGGCCCGGGGCCUGGAGCUUAAAGCCCCUGUUCCCUAAAAUUGGAGUGUGCAUGCUAGAUGUUUAGCAUCUAUCAGGGGACAAGCGGAUUGCUGUAUCAACAGCUUGGUGUCACCACAGAGAAGUGUCUGGCCAAGGGCUUGUGUGCAUGCAACAGAUGGUGUGAUACGUUUGAGUGUGUUUGGGUGUGCAGAUGGCGUGCAACAGGGGCAUCCUUUGCUUGGACUCUCAAAAUGGUAAAUCAGGUCCAAUUGAUGAGCAUGUGUAGUCAAGGACAUGAUGUGUCCAGGUUACCGUACACCAAAUGCAGCCAGACUUUGAGCUGCAACCAACCCAAACCAGCGCCAUGUUAUUGAUCUGUGCAUAAGCAUAAACACAUAGCCACUUGCAAGUUGUUUGACAAUAUUGUCAAUGGUGACAUGCCAUCUCCUGUCCCAGAGCUUGAAUAUCUCAUUUUACGACAAUCUCCAUAUCUGUGUGGCUGUGCAUCACAUAACCACAUUUGCAAGCGCAUCCAACUUGUUGCCACGCCAACACCAACAUGGCACCAGUGACACGUUGUUUGGGAUGGAAUGCCAUGCCAUGUUCACUGCCUCAUGUGCAACCUGAACAUGUCAGAUGUGUCUUGUCAACUUCCCAACUUCAGAACAGUCUGGCCAUGACUUUUGUGCUGCAGCAAACAUCUGCCUCAUCACUGCCAUAGCCAUGUGCUGAGCAGGCCGUCUCUGGAUUGACCCGGAUUGAUGGCAGUGCCUGGAUAGUGCCUGGAGCAAAGGUUGAUCCUGUCCUCCCCAGCCAUCCGGCCUAGGUCCGUGAUGUGAGGAGAUAGGCAACCCGGUCUCAUCGGGGACGUGCACAUACACGCGGCACCGUCCAAGGCCCAAACCGUCCCAAGUGCCUAUUCAUGACAUAUGUAUGUCAUGAAUAGCUGUUAUGGGCCCUGGCGCGGCCUGUCCGCUCGCCAAGCUCGAGACAUGCAGCUGCAUGCCCCGACAUUUUGCGCGAAGAGCUGCUUUUAGCCCCCGUAGAGACUCUCUAGCAUCUACCUGUAGCUAUGUAUAGACACGGCAACGUUGACAUAUUGAGGGAAUGGUUGCUUGAGGGACCUCGGUCGCGGUCGGCCGAUUCUCGCAUUUUGCUCCGGGAUACACUCCAAUGCGGUAUACUGUGUCUAAAUAGCAU